AUGCCAUGCUGCAAUGUCGCACAUUGGCGGAUGCGCGCGGUGACGCUUGGUAUCACUUUUUUGCUGACCGGAUCGAUCAAUAACUGCGCGGAUGUGUUCAAUUCUGUGCGCCUCAAUAUUCCAUCUUUCCCAAGGAAUGGUCAAGUCAUCGAGGGUUCGAUCUACGACGAUCCAAACGAUGUUGAAUGGCUAAUCUCGUGGAUGGGCCUCGGAUCUCUGUUUGGGAUCGUGCCGUUCGCAAUGUUGUAUCAGAGAUUCGGUGCCAGAUAUGUGCUCUUUAUUUCAGGAAUAACAUGUUCCGUUGUGACGGCUCUGCUCCCCUCUUUCUUAGAGACCAAUUAUUUUGUAUCCGCGGUGCUACGUUUUAUUCAGGGAAUUACAUUUGCCGCCGAUUUUGGCGUGAUCGGCUAUGUGGCAUCGCAAUGGUCGUCAAUGUCAGGCCUCGGUAUGAGUCUAGCAAUCCUCUCGGGUUUCAUCGCCCUCCGCGACGUCGUCCAGCAGCCUAUAAAUUAUUUUAUGGCCAAAAGCGACUGGGCGUGGAAUAUCUACGUGAUGGCUAUACUUGCAUUUACGUUUUCAAUAAUCUGGGUGAUAGUGUAUCGUGAUAUGCCGAUCGACUCACCGUGGAUUUCCGAAGACGAGAUUCUGCGGAUAAAUGAGGGGAAGAGUUUGAGCCACGUCGAAGGCAAGAUGGCCGUUCCGAUUAGGAAAGCGUUCAACGACUGGCGGAUGUGGGGAUUGUGGGCAGCCGCGUUCAUCGACACGUUUACCGCGUUUUUCUGGAUGCUUUACGCCCCGGAUUUCUUCGAGAAACUUGGGUUCGAUUUGAAGCAGCGCGCAACGCUCGUCAUGUCCCUUGGCGUGUCGUUUCUGGCCGCCAAAUUCAUCACCGGAUUCCUGAGCGACCAUGCACGAUGCGUCUCGCAACUCGUUCGCGUUCGCGUCUCGGCCUUCUUCUGCUUCUUGGGGCCAGCCUUGGCCUCGUUUAUGAUACCGCUAACCACACACUACACCGCCUACGUAAUGCUGUUAAUAUUUGUCUGUCUGACGGGCACUAAUGUUGGCGGGUUCUACAAGGCUUGUUUAUUGAUGUACAGGCAAUACUCCUAUUUCGUCGUGGGAACGCUACAGGUCUUCAAAACACUCUCCCUAAUCCUCUCCCCAGUGCUGAAAUCGCUGGUUGCAUCCGAUGGAGCACUGGCGCAAUAUCAUGUGGUGUCCUUCGGCUUUGGUGUGGCCCUCCUGAUCGGACUCGCGCUUCUCCUGGCUUCGGCUUCGGAUGAGAAACGAUAUUGGGUAGAGGAUGAGGACGAGAAGCCCAUCAAGGAAAAGCAUCCGAUUACGCCA
Mesorhabditis spiculigera is the source of this 1347-nucleotide messenger RNA. NCBI's taxonomy places the organism in Eukaryota, Metazoa, Nematoda, Chromadorea, Rhabditida, Rhabditidae. The record is from the annotation of a GenBank genome assembly.